This is a messenger RNA of Callorhinus ursinus (northern fur seal), 740 nucleotides long. The record is from RefSeq and is a predicted model, not a curated record. Lineage: Eukaryota; Metazoa; Chordata; Mammalia; Carnivora; Otariidae.
CGCUAGUGGGUCCUUUAGUGGCUCUGGGGCGGGGCUGUGGGGAGGGCGCCGACUGACCGACGGACCCCGCCGGGAUGGGGAGUGUGGCUGCUCCGCCAGGGUCCUGCGGGUGGGAGAGACGCUCCGCGACCACGGGUGUCCGGAGCCCCUCCGUGUUGUGCUAGAGAUGCUCUUCCUCUCGUUUCAUGCAGGCUCCUGGGAAAGCUGCUGCUGCUGCUGCCUGAUUCCAGCCGACAGACCUUGGGCCCGGGAGUGGGGCCGGCGCUGGCGGCUGGAGAUGGCCGACCCGAGAUCCGUGCACGAAACCAGGUUUGAGGCGGCGGUGAAGGUGAUCCAGAGUUUGCCGAAGAAUGGUAAGUGCGCUGGGUCCCGGCUGCAGAAGCCUACCCCCGAGGCCGGAGGCCCCGGUUUCUGAACCUCGCCUCCUUUAGUCUUUCUGCUUGUCGUCUUGCUGAUUUAACCUCCUUCGUUUCUGCGUUUAAAAAGGAAUGUAAUUGGAGGGAAGGUAAAGAGUGUUAAUUAAUUACUUGCUGACCUUUCAAGAUUGUGAGUAGUUUUUAUUGCUGAAAACAGAAGUCUUACUUAAUGACUGCGGAUUAGGAUAUAUUUAAAAAAAAAAAACUGGGUUGGGGAUGCUUGGUGCCGCAUGCUCAUGAAGUGUACUAUUUAAGCCUUUCAGAAACUUUCGAUGUGAAGGGAGGGAAAGGAAAGAAUAGCUAUACUCACUUGUAAAAUGAUUU